Hippocampus zosterae (dwarf seahorse) is the source of this 2104-nucleotide messenger RNA. Its product is annotated as phospholipid phosphatase 2-like. The record is from RefSeq and is a predicted model, not a curated record. NCBI's taxonomy places the organism in Eukaryota, Metazoa, Chordata, Actinopteri, Syngnathiformes, Syngnathidae. The coding region runs from base 411 to 1265 and encodes 284 amino acids. Gene Ontology annotation, biological process: phospholipid metabolic process; phospholipid dephosphorylation; signal transduction. Gene Ontology annotation, molecular function: phosphatidate phosphatase activity. The transcript is spliced from 6 exons.
AAGUAAAAAGGGGAGGUGCCCAAUGUCGCCGUGUGGUUCUUCGGUGCGGUGCAGUGCCUUCCCACACUGGCUUGGACUCGAUAGACGCGUGGAUGUUCUGUGUGGACUCUUUCUUGAAAUAUUCCAGAACGCCAACAGGAGUCCUUCUGUAUUUUCCACUUAAUAUAUAUUUUUACGACUUUUUUUCACACUUUUUGACACAAAAACGCGUUAGUGUUUGUGUACGUGCGUGCACGCGCACAGGUAUACGCGUACGCGAGACUACCCCGGAAGAACCCGUAGUGCAGGUUACGUUUUUUGUUGUUAUGUAGCAAAGCCGAGCAUAUAAUGGAUGUGUUUACGGGUACCUUUUGAGCUUGUUUCAUCAUCUCAAUGCGCCGAAAGUGAAUUUGAAACGACGGCGAAGCAACAUGAAGAGUGUGAAGAAGAAGCUCUACGUGCUUAUGGACGUGCUGUGCGUGCUUGUUGCGGCACUACCCUUUCUCAUCAUGACCAUCGUCUUCAAACCUUACCAGAGGGGCGUGUACUGCGACGACGAAAGCAUCAAGUACCCGCUCAAAGCGGACACCAUCACCCACAGCAUGCUGGCCGCCGUCACCAUCUCCUGCACAGUCGUCAUUAUCUCAUCCGGAGAAGCAUAUCUGGUGUACAGCAAAAGGAUUUACUCCAAUUCCGACUUCAACCAGUACGUGGCCGCCCUCUACAAGGUUGUGGGCACCUUCCUGUUUGGAGCCUCGGUUAGCCAGUCGCUAACUGACCUGGCCAAGUUCACCAUCGGCCGGCCCAGGCCUAACUUCAUGGCCGUGUGCGCCCCUAAAGUGUGCACGGGCUACAUGCAGAUAAUCAACUGCACGGGCAAUCCACAGGACGUCACAGAGUCCAGGUUGUCCUUCUACUCGGGUCACUCGUCUUUCGGCAUGUACUGCAUGCUCUUCCUUGCGCUGUACGUGCAGGCCCGGCUGGUGGCCAAGUGGGCGCGACUCCUGCGGCCCACCGUGCAGUUCUUCCUGGUGGCCUUCGCCGUCUAUGUAGGCUACACGCGCGUCUCCGAUUACAAGCACCACUGGAGCGACGUGCUGGUGGGGCUGCUGCAGGGGGCGCUCGUCGCCAUGCUCAACGUGCGCUUUGUGUCGGACUUUUUCAAGAAGCGUCCGCCGCGCUGCGCCAAGCCCGAGUGCGCCGACAGCGAGGAGCCCGAAAGGAAACCCAGCCUUCAAUUUCUCGACUCGGAGCACACCAACCAUUACAACUGUCAUCCGGUGUGACCCCGCUCGCCUCCAAUCACACGGUACCAACCCCCUUCCCUCCCUCCCUCCCUCCCCCAUGACACCCCCACUUCAUCCGGCGGGCGUGUCGUCUUCCCGUUUUGAGUCAACCACUCACCUCCCUUCUGCUCCUCACUACCACUAGACUGAGCGAGAGAGUUCGUCCUCUCCGAAACGCCUCCUCGUCCUCUUGGAGGCAGCGUCCGUAACGCACGCGCCGCCGGUUUCGCGUUGAAGGCAUAGACUCGGAAAUGACGUGGCGGCGCAAUGCCGGCUGAGAAAUCUCUGACGACAAGCUCGUGUUCAUUCAUUCGUUCUCAUUUUGGCUUUUUGUACCGAUGUCGCUUUUGUCGUGCGUCGGUGUGGAUUCUCUUCGAGGAGCACCACUACUGCCGCAUGAGCUUUGCCCAUCAGAUCCUUCUUGAGGUAUGCCCGCGCAAUCCAGUAAAUGACAAAUUUUGCCUGAAACACAGUCGUGCAGUUGGAGUAUUCGGGGGAACAAAAAGCACGGCGGGGCCACUCAAUUUUGAGAUUUGAAAACAGAUAGCUGAAGCUGAAAGAGAAAGUGUUAACAUAUGCUCCCUCUUACGUGUUCCAGUUUAGGGGUGAGUGGUAUCAUUUUGAACACGUUUUGUAUUUUACAAGAAAAGAUGCAAAAUCGCAAGAAAAAAUGUUGAAUAUUUUGAUGGUUGUUGUUGUUGUAAUGUUGCUUUUUGAGGGUGGGGGGGAAUGUUAUAUAAGAAUUCGAAGUGUAACAAAAAUUGAUGUGAAUCUCACCAUCAAACUGGAUCGUUUCUCUUUAAAAUGUGCCACCCUUGAAUCAAAUAGCACCCCAACAA